Molecule: messenger RNA, 108 nt
Organism: Protopolystoma xenopodis
Lineage: Eukaryota; Metazoa; Platyhelminthes; Monogenea; Polystomatidea; Polystomatidae
Source: the annotation of a GenBank genome assembly
AUGGUGGGCAUGGGGCAGAAGGACAGCUACGUGGGUGAUGAAGCGCAGUCGAAACGCGGCAUCCUGACGCUGAAGUACCCCAUUGAGCACGGCAUCGUGACAAACUGG